AAGCACCUCAAUUAAGUUACAGCGACGUCUAAUUAAUGUAUAUACGUAUAGUGUUCGUCAAGCUAGCUAGCAUUACACACUUGUGGUUUAGGGGCACGCUAAUCGUUGGCCGUUGGAUCCGGCUCCCUCAUCGCAUCCAACGCACAGCAUUGCUUGCAUUGCCACCGGAGGAGCACUCUGACAGCGCCCAUCAGCUACCUCAAAACCACACACGAUUCCUGGCCGGAUCCAUGGCAUCGAAGGAAGGCGCAAAUUAAAGGCGACGACGACCUCGCUCGGACCAGACCCCGGAGAGUCAUAUCGGUGAUCGACACUGGUCGACACAAAAACACCAGCGGCACGUCUCGUUAAAAAGGGUUUUCUUGGACUUGUUCCCGAAUCGAAAGCGAGGCAAAACGGGCGAGAGGCACGCGCGCGCGGACGGAACGCCGUCGACUUUGACCGCCGACGAGCUGCUCGCGGCCUGGUUGUUUUUGCUCACAUGCGGCGUCCUCUCACGGCGGUCAAACCUACUCCUUCCGGCCAUGUCGUCCGGACCACACCCAUAUAUCCAGCGACCGGCCCGCCCGGACAAGCCGCCAGUGUACAGAGUUACAGACAGACCUGCCCACCAUUGCGGCGGUAUCCAUCUCGCCAGUAUAGUAGCUCGAUCGAUCGCUUACCGGCCGGUCCGUCGUCGAUCGGUCGAUCGCCGGCGACCUGCUUGAAGUUUUGACAUGGCCAAUGGUGGAGGUGUAGGCUGCCUCCUGGCGCCGUACUUGUGCGCGGCGGCGCUGGUGUCGCGGCGGCGGGCGGCGCGGCUGGUGCUGUGGGGCGGGGAGUCCCGGGCGGCGCGGCACGGGAAGCUGGCGGGGCAGGUGAUGCUGGACUUCGCGGGCACCGUGGUGUGCCGCGCCGACGGCUUCUACCUGGGCCGCCCCGCGCCCGUGCUGGCCAUCGAGGACCGCCUCCUCGCCGGCGGCACCUACCUCGUGCUCCCCGUGGAGCGCCUCCCGCAGGGCUGCGACGCGCUCACCGCGGCGUCCCUGGCCGCGCUCUCCUACGACAGGGCCGGCGGCGGGGGGUCGCCGUCCAUCGCGGGGGGGCCCAAGAGCCCCUUCGAGUACGUCAGGGGCGACGACGGGCGGACCGUCAUCAAGGUCACGCCGGAGUUCCUCAUCGGGGCCGUCACGUCCAAGGCCGGCUCCACCCCCAAAGAGCCCCGCGGCGGCGAGGACGCCGGGGCGCUGUGCAGCACCCCCGAGCUGCGGAAGCACUACGAGCAGCUGGUGGGCGCCGCCAGGGGCCGCGCGUGGUCGCCGCGGCUGGACACCAUCAAGGAGCGCAAGGGCAGGAUCAGGGGCUUGGGCGCGGUGAGCCCCGGGAGGCUAUCGCCGGUCGCCGUCAGGCUCCUGGGCCUCGACGCCAGCAAGGGGGAAAGAUAGCAGCGAGCGCGCGCGGCGAGGCAGCCAGCAGGUGCAAGCUAAA
This is a messenger RNA of Panicum virgatum (switchgrass), 1467 nucleotides long. RefSeq lists its product as uncharacterized. The record is from RefSeq and is a predicted model, not a curated record. The transcript has a single exon. The coding region runs from base 717 to 1424 and encodes 235 amino acids. NCBI's taxonomy places the organism in Eukaryota, Viridiplantae, Streptophyta, Magnoliopsida, Poales, Poaceae.